UCUGAGCUAAUGUUAAAUGGUAGUAGAAGAAGAACAAACACUUUCGUAUAUUAUUUUGUAGUUUUGAAUGUAGCAGGUAGCUUCACAGAAACAUGUCGGCUGCAGAGGACGACACCGAGUUGAGGGAUCUGCUCAUCCAGAACCUGGAGAACAGCGGAGUCCUCAACAAGCUCAAGGCGGAGAUGAGAGCUGCUGUGUUUCUGGCCAUGGAGGAGCAGGACAAAGUGGAGAACAAAACUCCUCUGAUCAAUGAAAAUAUGAAGAAGUGCCUCAGCACCAAAGACGGUCGUCUGGUGGCCAGUCUGAUCCUGGACUUCCUGCAGGUGUUUAACCUGGACUUCACCCUGGCCGUGUUUCAGCCCGAGAUCAACUCGCUGAAUGGACUGGACGGCCGGGACCAGGUCUGCAGAGAGCUGGGUCUGUCUGAGUCGGAGGUCAACAGGAACUCCCCUGUGCUGCUGGAGCUCAUCAGGAGAGGCCGACACAAUGACAAACCCACCGAGGGAGACAGAAGUGGACACAUCCGCAAGGUGGUUCAGGACUCUGACGACAGCCCCCCUCAGACUCACCCCCCUGAGGAGAAGACCAGCGCUCCCCCUGUCAGUAAGAUCCCCAGAUAUAAAGGCCAGAAUCACAGAGGACAGAGUGAGCCAGCAGCCAAGGACUCGGAGGGUGUGAUGUCUCUGGGUAAAGCAGACUUCCAGCAGCAGGUGUCCGACAAAAGGAUGACCUCCUUCGGUCUGAAGAAGGGUCAUCUGGAGCUGGAGGCAGAGUACAACCUCGAUGACGGAGAUUCGUUCUUCGACGACCCGCUGCCCAAACCACAGAAGACCUACGGCUGUGUUGUCCCCCUGAGGGAGGAGAGUCUCUCUGGGCCAGUUGUCUCCCCGAUGAGGCGAGGCAAAAGCCUCGACGACCUGUCUGUCCUGGCUGGAGACUCAGAGGGUGAGCGGGACGAGUCUGUGUCCGCACACAGCCAGAGCUCUGGGCUCAGGAACGUGGAGGCGUCCAAGACCAGAGAGAGUCCUGUAGGGUCCCUGUCCGAGGCUCUGAGACCAGGAGGAGGAGGAGGAGGAAGCAACAUAUCAGAGCAGAGCCACAGCAAGAACGGUGCCUCAGACUCCAGAGAGAAGGGACUCAGAGACUCGAAGGCCCUGAACGACAAAACCGGGUCCCUGCAUUUAGAUGACGAUGUCGAGUAUGACGACGACUUCAACAGCCACCGCUCAGAUCUGUCCAAGAGCGAGCUGAGCAUCGGGGAGGACAUCGAGGAGGUUUCCAUCGAGGGGCCCGACCACAGCGACAAGCUUGAUGAGUCCACCCAGGAUCUGAGCAUCUCGCAGCUCAGCCAGAGUCACGGCGCUGACUACAUGGAGGAGGUGGCCUGAGCUUCCCAUCAUGCACCACUCUAGGCUUUCCCAGCAUUUAUACCCUUCGUGUCACCAAUAUUUAAGUCUGUACAGUUUUGUGGAGAAAAUAAAA
Monopterus albus (swamp eel) is the source of this 1482-nucleotide messenger RNA. RefSeq names its product centrosomal protein 43 (gene cep43). NCBI's taxonomy places the organism in Eukaryota, Metazoa, Chordata, Actinopteri, Synbranchiformes, Synbranchidae. The transcript is spliced from 16 exons. The record is from RefSeq and is a predicted model, not a curated record. Gene Ontology annotation, biological process: microtubule anchoring. The coding region runs from base 93 to 1388 and encodes 431 amino acids. Gene Ontology annotation, molecular function: protein binding. Gene Ontology annotation, cellular component: centrosome.